GGAUUCACCACAACUUAUUCACCACACACACAAGGAUCUCAACGUACAUGCAUGAUGUGUGGGAUUGGCAAUAUUUCAUUUCGAAUAGGUUAAAAAAUAGGACUAUGUCAUUUAGCCUAUUUGAUAUGAAAAUGUAAGGCUAUUCAAUGAAUAUUCUUCGUGAAUUUCUUCCAGAAAAGAGACAUUAGUAAACAUUGCAAACAAUUGUCUUGCAAUUUAUCAGCGGACAGACAUCUGCAAUAGGCCAAUCAACUUCUAUCUGCUAAUUGUAACAAACAUUAAAAACUCGAAAUCCCAGAAUCCUCCAGUGCGGCAUCUCCUUGGUGAUGUCAUUUACAGUAGUCCAGUCUGUAGUAGCCUAGCGGCGCUCUCUUGUCUCCUCUCCAUAAAUCCACUCCCCAUAUCAUCUGUCACUAGUUACCUAUAUCUUCGAAAUCAAUACAUUUUUAACGGUUUCUUCUCCAGAAGCGUAUAGUUAACAUCUCUAAUGGCAUCGCCUCUGAAAGUGUGCAUUGUCGGCUCUGGAAACUGGGGUUCAGCYAUUGCCAGGAUAAUCGGCAGUAAUGCUCAGACCCUGCAGCGUUUCGCCACCACAGUCAAGAUGUGGGUGUUUGAGGAGAAGGUGAACGGCAGGAAUCUCACAGACAUCAUCAACACAGACCAUGAGAAUGUCAAGUACCUGCCUGGAUACAAACUGCCUGACAACGUGGUGGCUGUACCCCAGCUCCAGGAUGCUGCUGAGGGGGGCUGACCUCCUAGUGUUCGGUUCCUCACCAGUUCAUCAGGAAGCUG
Messenger RNA from Salvelinus sp. IW2-2015, 792 nucleotides. Lineage: Eukaryota; Metazoa; Chordata; Actinopteri; Salmoniformes; Salmonidae. The record is from RefSeq and is a predicted model, not a curated record.